Molecule: messenger RNA, 8108 nt
Organism: Culex pipiens pallens (northern house mosquito)
Lineage: Eukaryota; Metazoa; Arthropoda; Insecta; Diptera; Culicidae
Gene: dsd
Product: attractin-like protein 1
Exons: 6
Coding region: 460-4362 (1300 amino acids)
Cellular component (GO): Golgi apparatus
Molecular function (GO): protein binding
Source: RefSeq, a predicted model, not a curated record
CUCCGCGAAGGAAAAGUGUCACCCUCCUCCACACGUCAGUCAGGAAAAAAGCAGUAAAAAUCCAGAAUUGAAAAUUCAGAUUAAAAGUUCCUUCAACGGGUGUCCGCGCGAGUGUGGCCAUUUCGGUGUUGCAAGCGGGUUCCGAGCCAGGUUCUUGCUGGGUGUAGGGGGGAACCAGCAAUGGCCACCACGGCUGGAAGUUGAGAAAGACUCAGGAAGAAAAAAAAAAACUUGCCAGGGAAAAGUGAAAGAGGAGUGCAGAGAGAAAGAAAAAAAAAACAAGGAAAAAUGGUUCGCACGGAAGUUGCGCUGGCGAAAUUGGUCCGCUGAGGGGCGAGCGCGCAAGUGGAGCAGGUUCCCGAAAGUAAAUAGUGUUCCGUCUGGAGGGAUCCGCGGGUGUGUGUAUUAUCGUGAGUGUUGUUUUUGUUGUUGCUGCUGGGGUGGCCGCAACCAGCUAUCAUGGAACAGCUGCCCUGGCGGAGGGGCAGGACGAGGAUGAGGAGGAGCAGUACGAGCGGGUUGAACGGUUUGCUGCGGCUAGCGCUGGCCGCCCUGGUGCUGGUGGUGGCCCUCACGGUGGAGGCGGCCGGCAGCAGCAGCCUGACCAUGACCGGCGGUGUCCACUCGGGCGGGGGAAAGUGCUCGGAGAUCCGGUGCAUGAACGGGGGCAGCUGCCGCAACGGGACCUGUCUCUGUCCGGACGGCUGGCAGGGCUCGGAGUGUCAGUUUUGCGGUGGAAAAGUUAGAUUAACCGAUCCGUCCGGCAGCAUCCACGACGGGCUCGGCAACUACUCGAUCGGCGUCAAGUGCAGCUGGCUGAUUGACGCCCGGGAUCACAACAGCAUCGCCGCCGCUCAGACGACCGCGAUCGCCAAACCGUCGGUCAUCCGGCUGCACCUGGAGGAGUUUGCGACGGAGUGCGGCUGGGACCACCUGUACGUGUACGACGGGGACAGCGUCGAGUCGCCGCUGCUGGCCGUGUUUAGCGGGUUGAUGUACCGGAAGAAUUUCAGCAUCCGGCGGAUUCCGGAGGUGUUUGCGCACAGCGGGUCGGCACUGUUGCACUUCUUCAGCGAUGACGCGUACAACAUGUCCGGGUUCAACAUCAGCUACCAGGUGAACGCGUGUCCCACGGUGGACACGGCGUUGAACUGUUCCGGGCACGGGGUGUGUGCGGCCGGGGGUGAUUGCAGCUGUGAUCCGGGCUGGACGGGGUUGGCGUGCAACGUGGCACGGUGUCCGAACAACUGUUCGUCGCAUUUGGGCCGGGGGACGUGUAACGUGCUGCAGCAGCGGUGCGACUGUGCCAAGGGAUUCGAUGGGAGCGAUUGUUCGCAGGUGCGCGCGCAUGGCGUUUGGACGACCAUCGAUUCGGAGGGCAAGCAGGGAUUUGUGCCGCCGGGGAGUGCGUCGCACGGGUCGGCCGUGUUUCGGGACACGUUUUAUGUGGUCGCGGGUGAGAGUUACGCGAAGGCAAAGUCGAUGAUGUACAUGUACGACUUUAAUGGGAAGGUGUGGGAGACGGCCCACACGGAUUCGAAGACGACGCCGGCGCUACGUUACGGGGCGUCGACGGUCAUGUACGGGGACAAGAUCUUCAUGUAUGGCGGGGUGGUUGAGGGAGGUGGUGUUUGUGGCGAGUUGUGGGCGUUUGACGUGAGUGCCAAGAUCUGGGAGAAUAUUACGGUUAAGGCGGAGCCGUGUAACGAGACGUACGCGAUGUGUGGUCCGUUGAAGUCGGCAGGACACACGGCGACGUUGAUAUCGAACUUUGAGGGCGGCAAGAAGGGACAUUCCCAGCGGAUGGUGGUCAUUUUUGGUCAUUCGCCGCAGUUCGGGUACCUGAACACGGUGCAGGAGUACAACUUUGGGACGCGUGAGUGGAAGAUUGUGCGGACGAAGGGUUUUCCGGUGAAGGGCGGUUACGGCCACUCGGCGGCGUACGAUCCGCUGAAGGAACGAAUCUACGUGUACGGCGGGAUAAUAUCUGAGAGCGACAGCACUCAGGUGUUGAGUGGCAAGUUGUACAGCUAUGAACCGCACAGUCGGGUGUGGGUGUUGGAGGCCGCGGCGCCGACGUCCCGGUUCCUGCACACGGCCAACUUUAUCAGCCCGGGCUUGAUGAUGGUGUUUGGGGGAAACACCCACAACGACACUUCGCACAGCUUCGGGGCCAAGUGCUACAGCCGGGAUCUGAUGGUGUACGACAUUCUGUGCGAUUCGUGGCACGUGCAGCAGAUGCCCAACGAUCUGCGGGCGGAUUUGGCCCGGUUUGGCCACUCGGCGAUUGUGUUCGAGGAGUCGCUGUACAUCUACGGUGGGUUCGACGGGCAGAUGAUCAACGAUAUGCUCAAGUUUACGCCGGGCAAUUGUCGGGCGUUUAAUCGGUCCGAUCAGUGCCUGAACGCCCGACCUGGGGUCAAGUGCAUCUGGGACAUCCAGAAGAGCAAGUGCGUUCCGAUUCUGGACGUGGACAAGUCGGUGCUGUUUAGCCGGGACGAGACCAACUACGAAAUUUGUCCGCAGGAGAGCCGGCUGGUCAUGACGCGGCAGGCCCUGAUGGACUACGAACUGUGCAGCUUUCUGUCCAGCUGCCAGAGCUGCGUGUCCACCUCGUACGGGUGUAUGUUCUGUGGGAUUGGCAACCAGAAGGGAUACUGCGCGAAGGAAAAGUGUCCGGACGUGUCGUACACGUAUCGGGCGGAUUUCUACCCGACGCGGAAGCUUAAGGAUUGUCCGGAGAUUGACGGGCUGUUUUGUGGUCAGCUGCACAGUUGUCACGCGUGUACGGCGUACAAGUUCUGCCACUGGGACUACGAGCACAGCAAUUGCGAGUUCCGGACGAACAACACCGGAAGUGGGGACAUCCUGGUGGAUACGCUGCCCUGUCCGCCGGCCUGCUCAGUGUUGACGACCUGCGGCAAUUGUACCCAGGAGGAGUGCAUCUGGUGCCAGAACGAGCAACGCUGCGUUGACAAGAACGCGUACACGGCGAGCUUCCCGUACGGGCAGUGCCGCGAGUGGACAACCGGUUCGAACAAGUGCCGGGCGGCCAGUUCGGGCAAGAGUCAGUGUGGAUUUUUCAAGACCUGCGCUCAGUGUCGCGAUGAUCCUGCCUGUGGGUGGUGUGACGAUGGAUCGAUGACCGGACUGGGGAAAUGUCUACCCGGUGGAGACAGCGGUGCUCACGAAGAAAUGGAAUGCCCUGUGACGAGGUGGCACUUUACGCACUGCCCGAGCUGUCAGUGCAACGGCCACAGCACCUGUCCGGACUCCAAGACCUGCAAGCAGCCGUGCAAAGACCCGAUGAUCGGAGCAAACUGCGAAAAGUGCAAACCCGGCUAUUGGGGCAAUCCGGUCAACGGGGGAACCUGCCAGAAGUGUGACUGCAACGGACAGGCCCAGUACUGCCACAGCGAGACGGGCAAGUGCUUCUGCAGCACGAAGGGUCUCGCCGGAGAUCACUGCGAAAAGUGCGAUGCCACGAACCACUACCACGGUGAUCCGAGCCGAGGUUCGUGCUAUUACGACCUCACCAUCGACUACCAGUUCACGUUCAACCUGUCCAAGAAGGAGGACCGCCACUUUACCCAGAUCAACUUCCGCAACUCGCCGAUCAAGGCGGACAUCGAUGCCGACUUUAGCAUAACCUGCUCGGUCGCCGCCAAGAUGAACAUCACAAUCCGGACGGCGGGCGGCCCGGAAAAGCCACUCUUCUCCGCGGUCAACUGCUCGACCUUCCGGUAUCGCUUCUCGAAAGCGGAGCACCACUUUGGCAUCGAGGACAACGUCACGCUGACGACGUUCUACGUGUACGUGUACGACUUCCAGCCGCCGCUCUGGAUUCAGAUCGCGUUCUCGCAGUACCCGAAGCUCAACCUGCAGCAGUUCUUCAUCACGUUCUCCACGUGCUUCCUGCUGCUGCUGCUGAUGGCGGCCAUCCUGUGGAAGAUCAAGCAGCGCUACGACAUGUUCCGUCGCCGGCAGCGGCUCUUCGUCGAGAUGGAACAGAUGGCGUCGCGGCCGUUCUCGCAGGUCCUGGUCGAGGUCGAAAGCAGCAAGGAGUACAACGAGCUGUCGCCGGCCGUGGAGAAUAUCACGAGCGCACCGCGCAAGCGAAAAAAGGAUUCGCCCAGUCCGAUCGCGCUGGAGCCGUGCGAGGGCAACCGUGCCGCGGUGUUAUCGCUUCUAGUCCGGCUGCCAACCGGUGGCCACCUACACGCUCCUCCUGGCCAGUCGGCCGGUCUGGCCGUGGCCAGCGCCCUGGUGACGCUCGGCAACCCGCGGCGACCGUCGAUAGAGCACCCGAAGGAGCCCAAGAGCAAGCGGAAGCAGAGCCAGCAUCCCGACAGUUGUAUAUAAGAGGCGGAAGGGAGAGUCGGCCGCGCGGACUCGUCGAGACGAUGAGGACGCGUGCGCGACAACGGUGAUGAUAUAAGAUAAGGCUAUAUUACCGAUACUACAAUUUACGAUUAGGUUUUUGGGGGCGUGUGCAUGCAGCAGGUUUAACGUGAACCGCCACCACCAGCCUCUGGAGGAAAGUUUUCCCGUUUUUCUUCUCUUCAUUGUGUUUGUUAUUUUUACGAACAUGGCUACAAUGACUAAAGUUUUACAACAAACCAACCCCCCUCUAUAUUUAAUACACUAACUGUUUGUGAAUAUUAGCGAAUAGUGCGUGCAAGCAAGGGUUGUUGGUACGAGCGAAAAAAAAAGGUUUGCGUUUCUGAGUUUUGGGUCAAGAGUGCGAGAACAAUAGCAAUUAGCUUGAAAGUGUUUUGGUCGAAUCCCGUUGGCGUAAACCGUAUGCUUUCGUCAAGGUCGUGAGUAGACCUUGCCCUGAGUUUCAGAUGUAAAUGAUUGUUUACAACUUUUUUGCAAUUACAAUUACUGGAGUACUAUCCCGAAAAAAAAACCCCGGACUCAGGCCCACGGAUGACAUGUCAAUUUCCUGUUAGAAUUUCAAUAUUGUCUAAAUAGUUUUACAAUUGAAAAAAUCAAUAUUGAAAAACGUUUUCAAAAGCAGAUUAUUUGCCAGCAAAAUAAGCGCUUUCCGCACACCGACGUGGAGUACACAAUAAUUUUGCAGAAAAGCUUGCGUUUUCCAAACCAAUAAUUGAAUUUCGAGUACCUCUCGAUAAACUUAACCAACAUGAGCAACAUUAUUCAACGCCAUUCCGGUUAUGUUGUAGCAUUACAACCUUGACAUCUCGUUUUUUCAUCCUUCUGGGUCGGCAUUACUACUAGGCGAUACAAGGGAGACUCUGAUAGAAUAUCUUUUGAAGUUUUUUCUCCAAAUUCUCAGUUGGGCACGUUUUUCAAGGGAAAAAUUUAAAACCAAAUGAAUUUGCAAAAUCAAACUGUCAAACGUUGUCAUGUUACAGCGGUACGAGCACCGCUGGGAGCAUAUAAUAUACGAGUUAACCUACACGCUUAGUCUAGAUAACUCAUUUUCCUUUUUCUUGGAUUUGUCUAGUGUGCACUUACUUUUGAGUCCAGCUGAGUUCGAUAAUUACACUUCUGGAGUUUUUUUUUAAAUGGUCCAAUAAACCAAAUUUCCAGUUUUUGCUUUUUGGUUGUUUUUGAAACCGCCUUGAGUCAGGGGUAUUAAAAACACCUAAAAAGCAAAAAGUGAAAAUUUGAUAUUUGAUUGAAGAAUUGAUGUCCUAAAAUUAAGCUUAAAUAUGUGACAUUAUUGUUCACAACGAUACAGCUUAUUUUUCAAUGACCCUUUGAACAACCUCAAAGGAUUUAAAAUUGACCUCCUUGAAAGAAUAGGUUUUACUUGACAGCUCGUUCCAAGGGGACCAUAGUUGAUCCAUCGAAAAAUGUUGUCUUGCCAAUAUUUUUUUUUUGCGUUAAAAUGAAAAAAGUGGCCAGAAAUAGUUUUUAAUCGUGUUUUUUACCGUUAUACAUAAAAAUCGGGCAACCCUAUUCCGACCAAAGCAAACUGACAACAGUCGAUAUUAGCACGGUUGUCAAAUGAGAGUCCACAACAAAAGCACUAGCUGUCAAAUGGUAGCCCAUAACAAAUCAUUGUUUGGGUUUUUGAUUUUCAAAUUUCCCGCAAUUCAAACGAUAAGUACCUGCCUGAAAAAACACGUGAAUUGUGUUGCUAAUGGCAAAUUCUUUCAUAUCCUUGGAGAUUUCAUCCCAAUAUUGGCUGAAAAUUCAUAUCGAAAAAGUGUUUUUUCUGUUUACCUUUUUUUGCUUUUUUUUUCUUUUGGUCGAUCAAACAGUGCGCCUGUACACUGAGAAUCGUCAUUACACAUUUUUCAGUUUGGUUUUACACAUUUGCAUGGGACUUUUGAGUUUAACCAGAAUAACAUACUUCGUGUUACUAAAGUAAUAUGUAUAAUACUGAUUAUCAGUGUUUGUUAUCUGAACUUCCAAGAUGGCGGCUUCUUCGCUACCCCCUGAUAAAAAUUCACAUAGGGCUUUAGUACCCAAUUGGGUACUAAAGCCCUAUCUCAAUUUUUAUGUACAACGGUAAAAAACACGAUUUAAAACCAUUUCUGAUCACUUUUUUUUCAUUUUAAUGCUAAAAAAUUGUUUGACAAGACAACAUUUUUUUGAUGGAUCAACUAUGGUCCCCUUUGAACGAGCUGUCAAGUAGGAGCUUUUCUGUCAAGAAGGACCGCGAGGUUAAUUUUUCAAAAUUGAUUUAAAAAUCCAUUUUAAAUACUUUGUGGUCGUACAAAGGGUCAUUGUACUCAGAAAAAUAAGCUCUAUCGCUGUAAACAAUAAUAUCAGCAAUCUAAGCUUCAUUUUAGGACCCAAUUGUGUUACCUGGUAUAUUUUUGUCUAACAUUUGGCUUCGACAAAUAAAGGCCAAAAACAAAAUAUCUUUUCAAUUUCUGUCAUAUUUGUUACAUCACAAAUCGUGUAAAAAGCAGUUGUAAACAAUCAAGUACAAAAAAAAUACAGCGCAAAUUUGUUGGAUUCUCCGUUAAAAUUAGCUUCCGGUUGUAUAGUGUAACUUUGUGUUCAAAUCUAGGUUCAAAACCAUUAGCGAACCACCGGUUAAACUAACCUGUUUUGUUUGAGCUAGAAUUUAAGUUGCAAUUUAAACUUGCAAACACACACUUUCUUUCACAACACCCACAUUGCGAGCGUCGUAAAAGCAGCAACAAAGAAUACUCAGCCAGAUGAUGUUGGCCACUUUCCAAACAACAACAAAAAAAGAGUCUUCAGAGUUGCACUUCCGGAAAAAAACACUGGUUUUUUGUUACCAGACACACAAUGAACCCCAAAGCAAGGCUCCUGUAAAGAAGGUUAGAGUCUUUAAGUCACUCUCAAGUUAGAUCUAAAAUUUUGUGUUUGAGCAGCAAAGCAAUUGCAUUUGUACCACCAAGAAACAAGAAAUGUGAGUGGGAAAAAAAUCAAAAACCAACGUGAAAUGACGAUAAGUGAGUUUUAAAAGUGGGCGCGGUUUUUAAACAAGAAUGAUGUGAUUAGUCGAUAUUAGCGGUAAAGCGAGGCAGGUUUCACGAAAAACACACUGAAAAAAAACACACAGAAGAGAGUUACAAGCAUUGCAUUGAUGGAAACGCAUGGCCUCCCGGUGCACGGAAAAAAAAACACGAAAGAUUUUAAAAUGAAGAAUCAAAAAUCCAACCUAGGCUAAAUCAAACAAGUUAAAACAAAACCACUGUACUAUGACUAAGAAAACAACCUAUUAUGACUGUACUAAUGCGGAAUGCAUCUCAGAGCUGAGGGUUUGUGGAAAAGAACGGCACUUACUGAAACUGGUGAAGAAACAUAAACUAAAACAAUAGUUUGUAGGGUAACAAAAAAAAAACGAGAAUCGAUACGUCUGAUGCUAGGAUCUAUGUAGAAACAAACAACAAAUAAAUAAUACACUAGAUUUAGAGACACACUUUUCCAAGUUUCCAAGUAAAGUAGGAUACGCAGAUAACAGUGUGUGUAAGAGAGGAGAAAGCGAACAUGAAAAAUCACAAGUAGCAUUUGUAAAACAAACAAAAAUAUGGGUAAACAAUUUACUGCAGAAUGAGUAAUUCAAAACACACACACACUCAUACAGCAUGUGAGCAAAAAAGUAUUUUAUGGCAUUUGUUGCAAUAAUAAAACAAAACUGACGACAUCAGAAA